Meloidogyne enterolobii is the source of this 1095-nucleotide messenger RNA. NCBI's taxonomy places the organism in Eukaryota, Metazoa, Nematoda, Chromadorea, Rhabditida, Meloidogynidae. The record is from the annotation of a GenBank genome assembly.
AUGCAAAAUGACAUUUGUGAAUUCCGAACAAUACCUUUGGGAUAUGAUGGAGAACAUGAAGCAAGACAUCAAUUAAGCCCAAAAUCUGCCAGUAAAAGUCGCUUAACAAUUGCAAUAGAAAAUGACCCUAAUGCUGAAUGUGGUGGAGGAGGCUUAGCUUCUCCCUUUGAAGCACCGGCACCUUUUAGCUUCAUUGAUACAAGUUUUUCGCCUUCAUACAAUGUAGAUACAAACACAACCAUAUCAAAUUUUGAUGAUUUUUUGUCUUGUACCCCUCUGGCAGUUCAAAAUCCACUAGUUUCGAGCACUCAAGGACCGGAAAGCAUAAAUGGACUUCGAGCACAAGUAAUGCUUAGUGAAGAGACUAAUACUACAACUACAAUAGAUUCUUCGUGCUCCGAUCCUCCUCAAAAUUAUGAAUACGAUAGGGCAAAUUAUAAUAGACGCUCAUUUUGUGGAAAUUUACUCCUCAAUCGGCAAAAUUCACGUGGACAAUUGGUAAAGAUCCAUACUGUCCAGAAAGAAUAUUCAAAAUUGUACUGGUUGGAGAUUCUGCUGUUGGGAAGACCUGUAUUUUGUUAUAACCGUUUCAAGCCAUUGUUUUGUGCGACUAUAGGGGUUGAUUUUACUGUCAAAACAAUGAGUAUAGAUGAUCGACUUGUAGCACUUCAAUUGUGGGAUACUGCAGGGCAGGAAAGAUUUCGUUCAAUCACUAAACAAUAUUUCCGUAAAGCAGAUGGUGUAAUUUUGAUGUAUGAUGUUACUUCCGAAACUUCAUUUGUAAAUGUUCGUAAUUGGAUUGAAUCGGUUCGCAAUGGUGUUGAUGAUGGAUGCAUUCUUUGUUUAGUAGGAAAUAAAGUGGAUUUGUACCCAAAUGAACAAUCCAGAACAAUAACUUUUGGGCACGGGAAGGACUUGGCUGAUGAAUUUGGCAUGAUGUUCUUCGAGACAAGUGCUUUUACAGGUCAAGGAAUCAAAGAAUGCAUGGAAACUAUAGCAACGAAACUUCAACAACGAGAGGAUGACCAUGUUCAAGAACUUAUCAAGUUAGAAGCUUUAAUGGCCUUUGGAAAACAAAGAUGGUGUUGUUUCUAA